This is a messenger RNA of Leptosia nina, 2598 nucleotides long. Lineage: Eukaryota; Metazoa; Arthropoda; Insecta; Lepidoptera; Pieridae. The record is from the annotation of a GenBank genome assembly.
AUGCCCGUCGUCUCUCAAUCCCGCCUACCUCCGACCUCGUCUCCGAUCACCGGCUCGUUCCGGUCAUCACUCACCUCCACGUCCAUAGACAAGCCGUACUAUCGCUCCAGCAGUGGCACUUACGUCAAUUCGACCCUACGCUCCAGCUAUGGCGACCGGACCACAGAGUUCAGAUAUAGAUAUUCAGAUGUCGAUGGCAAGAGGGAGAGGAAGACGUCCCUCGUUGAGUAUUCGAGGGGGUCGAGGGCACCGAGCGUGACGGACUCGGAUAGCGGGAUCUCCACUAAAUAUAGGUCGGAGAGAAGUGAAUCCAGGUCGCGGGAUGUUUCGACAACGAGGAGUGAGAGUAGCCGGACUACGGAUAUUAACAGGAAGAAAAGAGAUGUCCUCAGUUCCGCAGCUCUGGAGAUGUCAACAGCAGAAUUUUACAACAAGUACUCGCCCGCCAAUUAUGUGCCGCUACCGCAACGGAUACAGCAGAGUCGAGAGAACUACGGCGAGAUCUCUAGAUCGAAAUCGAUCUCCAAUGACAUAGGCAGACCGCCUGCGCCGGAGUUGAGGAUUCGAAAACCCAGAAAUUCCGCCGCGACUAUAAUAACUGAGAAACCGGAAAGCAGAAGAAAAAAACCAACGUUUACAACUUCUUCUAAUGGAAUAAGAGACAGCAAUGGCAAUGAUGUACCCUCAGUCGCGGAAAUACGAAAGCAGUUUGAUCGUAAAAUACCCGUUACGAAACUGCCCGCAAAUGAAGCAAAGUAUAGCACUAAGACAGUGGAGCAGUACCUAAAUCAGUUGAAAGAUUGUGAAAAUGGCUCCAUGGGGUAUAUAAAGCUAAAUCCAAAAGACGACCAGCCCGUGCCGAUCCAUUUGCCAAGCGAGAAAAAUGGCAGAUACGAAUCUCCUACAAAGUUAUCAGACAUCACUUUGAGCAAGACAAUAUCUGAGCCCGUAUCGCUGGCUAAGCCGUCAAUUGAUAGGACUGCCAUGUCUACGUCAUUUACGAGCAAAUCCGAGAAAUUAGCAAGUAUAAAAAGUCAAUUAGAUCCAAACAAUCCGAUUGGAAAAAUCUUAGAGAAAUCAACAGUCAUACAUAUGGAGAACGGAGAUGUCGAUGAGAAGACAAGUAGCCCUGAAAUUAAAAGUCUCAAGAACGACAUAGAGAAGCAAGUGAAAACACCCAAGCACACAUCCAAUUUCGCGUCAUACAUCCAAAUAUCGCAGCCAGUGGCGUCUGGUCUUUCACCUAAAUCGGAAAAGAAGAAACUCAAGUGUAUAGACUCUGAACAACCGUUAGAUGAAUCGCCGACUGGCUUUGAAAACAAGACGUUUGAGCAUGAAAACUUCUUGAAGAAGAGAUCGGAGAAAAUAGAAGAUGAAGUGAAAUCAAUGGAGACCAGCACGGAGAGUACCAUAAGUGAACCGACUGACUCUAGUCCGGAAACCCCACCAGCGAGACGUAGGAUUCUGGAAAAGGACUUUGAUGAUAUAAAAACGGAGUUGGCUGGGGGUAAGAGCGGACCGAGCGGCCUGCGCAGGAGUAGCACGCCUCAAAGCGAGAAGAAUUCUACUACUAGCGGUCUCAACGGGCUCCGGAACAUAGGGAACACGUGCUUCAUGAACAGUGUGCUCCAAUGCCUUUCGAACACACGUCCCUUGCUGGAAUACGUUUCGGACGAGAAGUACACAAACGACAUUAACACCACGCUCAGUUGCAUGAAGGGCGCGCUGAUUAAGGCGUUCGCAAGUCUGAUUAAGGAGCUGUGGCGCAACGGUGACCGCGAUUCCUUCGUCAACACGACGUCGUUCAAGUCGCAGGUUCAGCGCUUCGCGCCCAGAUUUAUGGGUUAUAGCCAGCAAGAUGCACAGGAGUUUCUGCGCUACCUACUUGAGGGUCUGCACGAGGACGUGAACCGGGUCACCGUCAAGCCGAAACCUAUCUUGACCGAAAUCGAAGACAGCCUCAGCGAUUCGGCCAAAGCUGCCGAAUCCUGGAACCGUUAUCUUCGUAUGGAGGACAGUCGAGUUGGAGAUAUUUUUGUCGGCCAAUUAAAGUCUACGCUGCGCUGUACCCAUUGCAAGCACGAUAGUGUCACUUUUGAUCCGUUUUGGGAUUUGAGUUUACCAAUACCGUCGCGCACCGGCAACCUCAAGUUGCAGCAGUGUUUGCAACAUUUCGUCAAAGAGGAAGAGCUUGAUGGUGAUGAAAAGCCGACAUGUUCAAAGUGCGGUGUGAGACGGAAGUGCCUCAAAUGGUUCACCGUACAGAAGUUCCCUCAAGUGUUGGUGCUGCAUCUUAAACGCUUCUCGCCGACAGAACGUUUCCGCGGCAAACUGAGUGUGGUCGUGGAGUUUCCUCUGACCGGUCUGGAUAUGUCACCUCUUGCCGCCAACAAGACCAGCUCAGCUGUGUACAAUUUGUACGCUGUCAGUAACCAUUCGGGAACAACAUAUUCUGGGCACUAUACGGCGUACUGCAAGCAUCCCUACACAGGCGAAUGGCAUGAAUAUAAUGAUUCGAGAGUAACACCAAUAAACCCACGCGACGUUGUCUCUCCGGAGGCGUACGUGCUGUUCUACGAACUCGCUUCUACCACAUAG